Molecule: messenger RNA, 390 nt
Organism: Funneliformis geosporum
Lineage: Eukaryota; Fungi; Glomeromycota; Glomeromycetes; Glomerales; Glomeraceae
Source: the annotation of a GenBank genome assembly
AUGACGAUCAAUUUCGCACCAAUUAAAAUUAAUUUAAGAGCAGCAGCUGAAAGAAAAGAGAACUUCAUAAAAGAAUACCAUAAGCGGCUGGCUUACUUUCGUCUUCAAGAAGCGUUAAGCCUAGAAAACGCUUUAGAUGUUAUAAUAGCCAUUAAUGACAUCCACGUUGAAGUCAAUAUUAACGAAAAGUUGCAGAACUGUCAGCAUAAAGCGCGUCCACAUCGUUGUGGAUUGGGAAAUAUUUGGUCUUUUGGAGUUGAGGGCAUCGUGUUUGUUGAAGAUGAAGGAGCAUACAGCGUUGCUUUAUCAAGAGAGUAUGUGUUUUAUCUAUUACGGACUUUCAUUUUACAACGACCAAUCCUCACCGAAACAAUAAUUCCAGAGUUUUAA